GCACUAGCACUGUAAAAUGCUGAAGCAAAACGCCGUCCUGAAGUCUAUAAACUGACAUACUGCGACACUAGGAGUAUCGGGUUACUGCGGUUCGCUGACCUUUGACCGGAAUUCUUAGACAACCUCCAUGUUCCUUCCGGGCGAACUCUCUCCGCUCCGCCAGAUCCAGAAUGUGACGUGAGGAGGUCUUAAGAACAUUUCCAGGCUCUUGAGAAAGUCGCGACAUUUCUCAGACCAUCUUGAACGGGACGUGAGAAAGGUUGAUUGUCAAGAUGCCGCCAGGUCGACCUCAGGUGUUCGGUCUCAGCAAGGAUGUCACCCUGGCCGUCCUUCCCAGGCUGUACAUGGAAGAGGUCCUGACAGAACUGGGCCGGAGGGACAUCGACUACCGGCAGGUCCUGAUCACGACGCUUCAUGACGUCAUGGUACGGGAAUACCAGCAGCUCGACAGCCAAUCCGGGCCCACCACCCCUGACGUCACGUGCCACGUGACCCGGAGAGUAGGGUACGGCGGCAUGUAUGACCCAUGGCCUUGGGCCGGUGAGCUAGUCGGAAGGCGGGGAGCGCCUAUAGAAAUGUACAUAGAGUCGUAUUCAGAAGGAGACACACACACGGACGCGCCCACAGAUUUAAGCAUGCGGUCGGUAAAUAGUAAAGAUUUGAAAGACCCAGAGCGAAGAGAUACAAGGGAAAGAUACCACAUCACCACAGCAAGGCGUACAGACGAGGAACAGUGGAACCACGAACAAGCAUACACUCGAUACAACACCCAUCGUCAGGAGAUGUCUCAUGACAGCAUGCCGCAAGCGGCCGAAAUCAGGCAUAUACUCGAGAGGCCUUCGUCGGAAGACGAGAACCCGUCGCCGCUGGAAAGUCGGGAGGAAUACGGGCGUCAUCUUUCCACAUCGCCGGUGUCUCAAGAUGGAGAGCAUCGCUGUCGGGAACAAGAGGAGACCAACGCCACACUUUCGUCGGAUGCGUCAGCGUCUCCGGACACAGGACAGUCGCUAAAUAGCAAUACCACUACAUCCACUACAUGUACGGUUCCGGAGCGGACGCCGUCUGGACACGGGGAUCAAGUAGAAGAAAACACCGACGACCCCGGCCGGUUGGUGUCCAUUGAAAGAUAUAUCCGCUGGAGGUCUAGAAAAGGCUACAGCCGGAAGAAAAUCACACACAACCUUCCAACGCUACCCGUGCCGCAACACUUAUUAUCAUCCAACCAGAAGCAGACAGAGACAGACGACAGCCCUUUGAAUGUCUCCACUGCAUCGGUGCAAAAGAAACCCAAAGGAAAGCGAAAAGACGCGUGCGAGUCCCAAACUGCAGGAGCCACAGAUGAAGCGGUUUCUUCUAAACGACCAAAACGUCGUGCAAGCAGUGACUUAACGGUACGUCACGCGAAUGGCCCUACUGAACCUCCUGUGUCAGAGGAACAAACGUCACCCUUCCGUAGACCACCAGAAACACAGAUCGUACAAUAUCGCGACCUGUCCAUAGACCCGCCUUCAGAAGACCAAAUCCUACCGUACUGGACACAACCCAAAGGUUCACCCUUACAUAUUGAAUGGGUGUCUUCACUUAAGAACGGCUCGGCCGAGUCAUGGAAGAAGGGUAUCGAAGGUGAGGGGAAAAGUGAAAAAGAUCUGCCCGGCAGCAAGUCCAGUACCCCUCCGGAGUCAUCAGAAAAUAGUGCGGCGACUGCAAGUGACUUCUCUAGCUCAGAAAUGCCCUCGUUACCGGUGACGCUAAACAUGUUAGCCACUCGCCGACACCCUCAGCAAUUGGAUAUUGGUGUGGAUCCAGCAAAACAGCAACCAAGAGCUUCACAAUCGCAGAAAAUAAUCGCGACAUCCCCCAAGCAACAGGAAGAUAACAGAGCACCUACAAAACAAGAGCAAGCAAAGUCGACCGUACCCGAGGAGGAAGCGGCACCGACAGCAAUACAACCAGAGCACGGCGACGCCAUAACAAGUCAGUCAUCUUUACCCACAUCACUACAAGAAACAGGUGCCUCUUUACAGGUAGGAGAAAGAACAUCACAGACACGGAACCAUUCUCUACAGCAGUUCGCCUUACCGGGAAUGUGGCAGCAAAAAGAAAGGGACACAUCCCCGUACGCUGUGGCUACUGGUACCACAUCUAAAAUGCCACUCGACACUGUCCACUCUUACCAAACAGAAAGAGAAAGCGGGCGGAAACAUUUAACGAUAUCAAAAGAAGUCGUUGCGUCGUUUCAAAGGCUAGAGGAAGCACGUCUACGGGGGUUUUCUGGGAAUAGAGUCGACGACAGCAACCAUCCUGACUCAAAAUAUACGGAAAAGGGUGACAAAAAUUCGCAAGAAGGAAUGCCGCCAGACAUUGCCGCUUCCGACCCAAAAGAGCCUAGUCAUGAGGCUAUGGACAGCAAUGCUCAAGACAGCGUGUUGUCGUCAGUUUUGAGGGAAGCAGUAAUUUACAAGAAACGUGAAGAACAUAGCGGCAAAACUUCAAUGGAAUCAUUACAUUCCUCUUCGAUACCAGCAGGACCCACGGAAAGACAACUACAGACAAGCGACAAACCCCUAGGUUUACGACCUGCCGUUUCUUCCUACCGACCAGCAACAGAGGCUCAUAUCGAACCCAUGUCUUCCGAACCUAGUACUUCCUCUGAGAGACGACUCAACCACCAAACGUCGGAGGUUUGCGGGCCAUCCGCACCUUUCCCUUACCACAGGCAGAGUAACAGCAGUCCUGGGACACAGGCUCACGAUGGCCCGCCUUCUACUGCAGCGUCAACGUCUCAUGAAGUCAUGCCUGGGUUCCAAAAGCUGGUGCAGAUCAAUGGCUCCACUGUCUGGGUCCCGCGUGCGUUUGCCGCCGUUUCGCCCCUAACAUUCCCUCCUGCACACGUUAAUCCUGGACGCACGAGCCACGAACACCAGUCAUCACCGUCUUCUCAUGAGGCACAAGUGGAGAACACCGACAGGCGUCUACAGAGAGAGCCUGUACCAAUGGAGCCUCAAGAAGCCAUACCAGCUCGCCACCAAGUGGACAACGCUAGAGUUGGCCCGCGUGAACACCAAACAUCAGCAGAACAGUAUCCAUACCAGGAACAACCGCCGGAUUUUGUGACACAGAGAGACAUCAACUUGGUGAUAAAACAGGAGCCACUGUCACCGCUGAGUGACUCCGUGAAUGAGGAAGAGAGGGAGUUGAUCCAAGGUGUCCUCAGCGGCGCUUCUCUGACGGAGAGUCUGGAACAACAGAUGCUGAACAGCGGUGACGCACCGAGGGACAUGGACGGUCAGGAUGGGUCAGAGCAGCAAACAGGUGCUGAUGAAGGCUCGUCUUCAGCGACCUCUGACGUCACGGAUGGUGGGCGGAAGUGGCAGAAACUGUACCACUGCCCGCUGUGUUCCUACUUCACCCGUCACCGUGGCAACGUCAAACAACACGUGCGCGUCCACACCCGCGAGAGACCCUUCAAAUGCCCGCUGUGCGACUACACGGGCGCCCGGAAGGAGCACGUCCAGGUCCACAUGAAGCGGCACACCGGUGAGAGGCCCUUCAAGUGCGACCACUGCGACUACCGGACCAGCCGGAAACCGGAUCUGGUGAAGCAUCUCCGCACGCAUUCCGGAGACCGCCCGUAUGCGUGCCCCAAGUGUGCGUACCGGGCCGCCGUCCAGUCGGCUCUGGUCAACCACCUGAGAACUCACACGGGGGAGAAACCCUACAAGUGUCCUUUUUGUAACCACUGCUCGGCCAGGAGAAGGGAGCUGGCCAAACACAUGGGGAAGCACAGUGAAGAAGAGAAAAAUCGCGCAGUCGAACAAUACAGUAGAAGAUAAACAUUUAAUUUUCUGUUUUACACAGUCUUUUUUUAGUUGGUGCUCACCUGAUAAUAUUUUUAAUCUAAGGACAAAGUAUAGAAAUUUUAAUCCAAGGACAAACAUGGAGGUAGAAUUGAACAUAAUGAUAUCCAAUUCAUGUUCAAGUCUACCUCCAUGGGAA
Messenger RNA from Branchiostoma belcheri (Belcher's lancelet), 3996 nucleotides. RefSeq lists its product as uncharacterized. The record is from RefSeq and is a predicted model, not a curated record. Gene Ontology annotation, molecular function: RNA polymerase II transcription regulatory region sequence-specific DNA binding; DNA-binding transcription factor activity, RNA polymerase II-specific. Gene Ontology annotation, cellular component: nucleus. NCBI's taxonomy places the organism in Eukaryota, Metazoa, Chordata, Leptocardii, Amphioxiformes, Branchiostomatidae. Bases 273 to 3833 code for a protein of 1186 amino acids. The transcript has 4 exons. Gene Ontology annotation, biological process: regulation of transcription by RNA polymerase II.